CGGAACAGAUCGUCACGUUCACGUUACCGCCAGGAAAUCGUCGCGUCUCAUUGUGUCGCUUUGCUUUCGAACAUCCAGAGAUAUAAACCUUCAAGUCUUCGAUCGCCGGUCGUGUCUCCAGUGCACCCCCGCUGUAAUCAAACCGGCCGCUUGACUGCUCCAGCGAUGCCGCCGACUCCAGGCCGGCGCGCCGACCGGCAGGACAGGCGGCAGGACAGGCGGCGCGAGCUGCUGGACGCCGUGGAGAGGGAGGAGCGCAUCACGCGGUUCCUCUACGGACACAUGCUGCAGCCCGACCAGAUCCGCGGCAAGACCCUCCAGAGGCUCCGGAUCCCGACCAAACCCAGCGGCCAGAUCGACUGGGCUGCAGUGGGUAUGGAUUUCACGGUACGGGUGGAGCCUCCACCCGAGCCCCGCUACGAUCCGUCCAAGAAGUUCUUCAAGACCAGGCCGCCCCUCCCCCGCCCCCUCCCGGACGGGUCACGCCGCCCGCAGGACUUGGAGCAGAGGAUCCGCGCCGUGCACGGGACGGUGUCGGUGGCGAUCACCGCGGGACCGCACGGACCGCGGACCACGCCGAGGAGCAGGCCUAGCAGGCCCAGGAGCACCAGUGGACGCCGGGAGCCGCCCCAGGCGCGGCCCAAGCGCAAGCUGUUCCGGGUCAGCUCCGGGGACAACCCGGAUAGCCCCACGACGGCCACCGUCCUCCUGACGCCCAGCCCCGCGCCCGCCUCGCUGCCGCACCCCGCGACCACGGACGACGAGCACAGCGUCUUCGAGCCGCUCAGCAGCCCGGAGGACAUCAACAAGCCACGCACCAAGCCCGUGUCCCUGGGCAUGCUGGGGCAGGGCCUGGCCAGCCGCUCCGCCGAGGCUGCCAAGCGCCACGAGGCGCAGGCCCAAGCGCAAGGCCGAGCAGCUGAGACAAGGCUACUGGCCCCAAGCCGACCGUCCCCGGCCCAGCCACCGGCGCCACCAAGCGCUGGCACGACUCCCCAGCCACCGGACCACGGCACCAGCCGUCGGGAACGACCCAAGCCGACGGUGGGCACGACAUCCACCAAGCCGACCGUGGCCACCACGGCCACCAAGCCGACUCUGGGAACGCAAGGCCAUAGGCGCAGCCAAGGCCGGGAGCGGCUGGGCACGACAUCCACCAAGCCGACCGUGGCCACCACGGCCACCAAGCCGACUCUGGGAACGACCUUCACCAAGCCGACGGUGGGCACGACAUCCACCAAGCCGACCGUGGCCACCACGGCCACCAAGCCGACUCUGGGAACGACCUUCACCAAGCCGACGGUGGGCACGACAUCCACCAAGCCGACCGUGGCCACCACGGCCACCAAGCCGACUCUGGGAACGACCUUCACCAAGCCGACGGUGGGCACGACAUCCACCAAGCCGACCGUGGCCGCGAGCCCCAGCAGGCCGGUCCAGGACUUGACCUUCAGCAAGGCGCCCAUGCCGCCUCCAACCACCCCACGAAUCCUGGCGCCCAGUCCUGUGCGCAGCCCAGUGUCCAGCUUGGCGUUCAGCCCAGUGCCAGCUUCUGUGCUCAGCCCAGUCUCCAGUGCGACGCGCAGCUCAGCGCCAGGUUCUGUGCGCAGCCCAGAGCCUACUCUCAUCAUAGACCCGACUCCGGAGUGCAGCCCCGCACCAAGUCAGGUGCGGAGUCCGGCUUGGGACCCUCCCUCCAGUCCGUGCUACAGCCCACCGCCUAGUCCAUGGAACAACCUUGAACCGCUUGCUCGGCGCAGCCCUACCCCGAUGGAGGACUCGGCCGGCGUCCCCGACGCCGUGCAGCACAGUUCGCCCGCCCCAAGCCUUGAGGCGGACAUGGCCCAGCCCGCGCCGCAGGGCCCGUCUCGCAGUUCGCCCGGCCCGAGCCCCAAGAUGGACAUGGCCCAGCCCGCGCCACAGGGCCGCCAAAUCCUCUCCCCCUUCCGGAUGACCUCGGACCUGGUCGACUUCAUGGUAGGUGCUCCCAUCGUGGCGGCGGAGCGACCGCAGCCCAAACGGAAGUCUCUGUCACUGAAGAAGGGCGCCGCGGCCUCCCCCAUGCAGGCCAAGCGCGUCUGCCAGUCGCCCGGCGGCCUGCCGCUGGUCCCAGCCCCCAGGGCCGCGACCGCUGUGACGGCGGCCUCCACGUCGGCCCCUGAGGCCCACCCAGCUGUCGCCUCCCAGGUGCAGAGGCGGUCCACGCCGGUGUCGUCUGACACGGACCACAUCCACUCCGCGAACACCAUCAUCCUGACGCAGCGCGCCCCGGUCAAGCAGCCCCUCGCCAAGAAGGACUCGACCGAGAGCGAUGGCUCCGACGACAUCAUCCCGUCGUCACAGCCCUCUCCCUCUCGCGUCCCGCCCAAGCUACCCGCGGAGGAGGCCACCUCCCCUGUCCUGUCUGCAGGCAGCGGCAAGCGCACCCUGCGCAAGGCCCGGUGCUGGACUUCGCCGCCACCGGGGUCCACGUCGCCCGGCGCCAACCUCCAGGACGGCGCUGCCCUGACGGACACCCAGUCCUCGUCGCCCAUCCCCGCGACGCAGUGGCGCCCCAGUCAGGCGCCGUCGACGCGCGCCUCGGGUGCCGGGGACUCCUCGUCGUCUUCGUCGGGGGCUCCUGGUCCCCAGCCACCGCCGACCUCGGCUAGAAAGCAGCGGCCUGCGCACCGACCCGUGGCGGCAGCCAACCAGGACGACUCUGGGCUGUCGGCGUCCCCGGCCUCGGUGCACCUGGAGCAGCCAGAGUCUUCGGACACUGACGGCGACGUGAUCAUGCCGUCGCAGCCUCCCUCUCCCCUGCGGCCCAAGCCGGCCAAGCUGCACGACGUGGCGAGCUCGCCGCCCAACAGGAGUCCCACCAUCUCGAGCGGGGAGCGCGAGUCGAGCAAGCGGCGCAGCGGCAGCGGCAGCGCCAUGUCGCAGAGCCAGGCCUCCGCGCUCUCCUCGGCCUCCAGGCGCCUCUUCCUCACCGACGAGCCGCGGCCGGCCGACGCGGCGGUGCUGCACGCGCCCGGCCAACCCCGUGCGCUGCCCUUGCCGCCGCAGGGCGCCGAGGACACGGACAGCUCGGCGAGGGCGCGGCCACAGGCAGACGGCGCGUCCAGGCCGUCGUCCAGGGACUCCGCCGCCGGUGAACAGCAGCGGAUGGCCGACGCGGUGCCGAGGGGUGCUCCGCUGCGAAGAGCACCCAAGUUCAGCAUCGGUGCCAUAUGGGACUUCGCUGCCGGCUUCGUCCAACGAGGCAGUCAAGACCGUCAAGACAGUGGCAGCCGCUCCCAACAAGGGCCCCCUCAACCUGGCGGCACCCCUACAUUCUCAGUUCAAGGGAGAAAUCAUGGCUGUGGUGCCUCUCAGGAAUUUAUAAGUGGCACCCCUUCGCAGAGAGUCAGUAGUGGCACCCCUACGCAGAGAGUCAGUGGUGGCACCGUCAGUGGUGGCACCCCUACAUCCUCAGCGCAAGGAAGAGCUCCUGGCAAAGGCGACACUCCUAUGCGCCCAGGCUUUGGCAUCGACACCGAACGACUCAGCAGCACUCAGCACGUCAUCAGCGGCACCCCUACUCAAGAAGUCAGAAGCAGCGCGUCUGGACAGUCGAGCAGUGCGAGUGUUCAGGGCGGCGCCCCCGGCCAUCCAGGCAAACCUGUGGGCAAACGGGCCGCCCUGAAAGUGAGCGUUAGCGACGCGCUUGUCCACCGUGCCAAUGCAGCCGCCCGAGACGAGUGCCGCAGCCCUGCUCGCCCCAGCGUUGUUGGACGCCCCGGCACUCCCGGCCGGACUGGAACUUCCGGUCGCCCCGGCACUCCCGGACGAGCUGGAACUUCUGGACGCCCCAGCACUCCCGGCCGGGCUGGAACUUUUGGACGCCCCGGCACUCCCGGACGGGCUGGAACUUUUGGACACCCCGGCACUCCCGGACGGGCUGGAACUUCCGGACGGCCCGGCACUCCCGGACGGGCUGGAACUUCCGGACGGCCCGGCACUCCCGGACGCGCCGGCUUGCCAGGACGCUCCAGCACUCCAAGACGCCCCCACGCCAGCAGCACGUCUUCCAGCAGCAACGCGCCGCCGCACGGGCCGAGCGCAAGCGCGCACAUGGUGACGCCAGACCCCGAGGACGUCGACGACGUACUCGACGACUUCUCCUACGACGACGACAUGGAGCUGCUGUCUGAGGCCGAGAACCCGAGCGAGGAGGACGAGACCCCCGACCAGCUGGUCAACACUCCCGGCCUCGCCCCGCUGGCGCCCCUCCGGCCCACCACCAAGCCCGCCCCCGCCGCCCACUAG
This is a messenger RNA of Thrips palmi, 4290 nucleotides long. RefSeq names its product nascent polypeptide-associated complex subunit alpha, muscle-specific form-like. Lineage: Eukaryota; Metazoa; Arthropoda; Insecta; Thysanoptera; Thripidae. The transcript has 6 exons. The record is from RefSeq and is a predicted model, not a curated record. Bases 166 to 4290 code for a protein of 1374 amino acids.